UGGAGACAUCAUGCUGACUUGUGAAAUAUUCUGGAAAUUGAGUAUCAUCACUGCGUUAAUUCUGGUGAUUUGCGCGACCGGAUGUGACUUCGCAGAAAUCGACUGGGGAUACGAUUCGAACGACGAUUACGUUCCUGGGAGGUCGUGCCGGACUAGCGCUGACUGUGAGCCAUUCAAGUACUACUGCUGUGUAAUACAACGUCCUAACCAGCGAGUGGGCUAUUGUAACUAUCGUGGUAUCAAAGGAGAAAAAUGCAGCAAUAAGCUCUACAGGACUGUGGAGAACAACAACUACUAUGCUCCAUACCUUCAUUAUUGCCCCUGUGAACAACCAAAAUAUGUAUGUCACCGGUCACACGGACUUGAAGAUGUUGGCAAAUGUGAAUUCUAUACUAAAACCAAACCUGGUGGUUGAAUGGAAGUCCGUGUUAAUGGUACAACGCGUACGAAAGAGGCAGCUACAAGGAAGAAGACCAACAUGUGCCUAUACCCUCCUCAAAGAACUUUACAUUCUCUUGACGAAAAAAAUCUAUUCACGCUUGUCUA
Molecule: messenger RNA, 546 nt
Organism: Rhipicephalus microplus (southern cattle tick)
Lineage: Eukaryota; Metazoa; Arthropoda; Arachnida; Ixodida; Ixodidae
Source: RefSeq, a predicted model, not a curated record